Molecule: messenger RNA, 2208 nt
Organism: Phalacrocorax carbo (great cormorant)
Lineage: Eukaryota; Metazoa; Chordata; Aves; Suliformes; Phalacrocoracidae
Source: RefSeq, a predicted model, not a curated record
UUUUGGGCGCUUUGAGUUUUGGACCAAGUUUGAGAAAUUUUACUUGAGACCUGAUUUUCAGAAUGUGCUAGUCUCCUGAGAAUCAAAUUCUUACCAGAUUUAAAUUGAUAAUUCAGAAUUGGGCACUUUGAAAACUUUAACUGAAUUUCAAUUGUAUUCUGUUUAAAAAAAACAAACAACAAAACAACAAACCAAAAACACCACAAAACCAACAACCAAAAAAAUACGCCACACACCACCAAACACAACCUCAAAUGAAUUUAAUGUAUAGUGAGGUUCACAUGUGUACUUUUCUGUUUUUGAUAGUAUCUUCUGACAUCAUUCUAUUUCUACUACUACAGGCUAGAAGAUACAAAAGAAAAGGGAAACUGGGCUGUGGUAAUGGUUCUGCACCAGUAAUAAACCCAGGAGAGAAUGCCUUGUCAAUUCCACAAAUUACUUGUGAUCACGUUGAUGAACAAGCAGACAAGAGAGAUGUGUCUUUCUACAUUGAUGAACCAGGAGUGAGAAGAUGUUUAGAAGGGAAUACCCAAGAAAUGUCAUGGGCCGACAGCUUCACUGAUGACAUUGACCUUAUAUCGGAAGCAUUGCCACUGCCAGCAGUAUCUGAUGUGGCACAAUUAACUGAAGCACAUCGAACAGCUGUAAAAGUCAUCAGGAGAAUGCAGUAUUUUGUAGCCAGAAGAAAAUUUCAGCAAGCUCGGAAACCAUAUGACGUACGCGAUGUGAUUGAGCAGUACUCACAAGGACACCUCAAUAUGAUGGUUCGGAUAAAAGAACUUCAAAGAAGAUUGGACCAUUCCUUGGGAAAGCCAGGCCUUUUCCUUCCAGAAAAAGGGGUAGACAAAGGAUACUACACUGUAGGAGCCAGACUGAUCCGGCUAGAGGACAAGGUCAUGCAGAUGGACCAGAAGCUAGACGGCAUCCUGAACACACUCCAGGCUCAGUUCGGGGAUCAGCCACUGGCACAAAUGUCAGGGCCAGCCACCACACCUGUCAGACAGCUACAGACAGCCUCAGAUUCCCCCCCAGUGAACCAGAAAAUCUGAAAGCCAGAGGACAGCCAGAUGCCACCCUCCUAUUCUUUUACAUCUGGUUAUUUUUAAGUCUUGGUGUCCCAGGAUUCAGCUGUGUCAUGGGUGAAACGAAAUAUUCUGCUGUAGUAGAUUAAAUUAAAAAAUGAGAAGAAGCAGCAAAAAGCCAGUCACGACCCUAAGAGAGCACAUAAGUUUUGCACCUGUUUUAUUAGCCAUUGUUAGCUAAUCUUUGUCAGCCUAUGGUGGUCCCAGGCAGCUAGCCCCAUUUAGGCUGACUGCACACGCGCAGGGCACGCUGUUGAGGUAAGCAUCCAAGUAAGGAUUAGGAUGACCCAUUUGUGGGCAUGGAAGGGGAAAAGGACUGGUUUUUUGGCAUUUAAUCACUAAGUUUAAUGCUCACAGCAUGCCCAAAAGGGGGAAAAGAGCCAGCAUUUGAACAUGAAACAAAUGGAAAUCAGUGAACAGGAAAAUUAAACAGCAUGUUUUGACUUCUACCAAGCAGUGAGGAUCAUAAGAAGGGCAGAUUUAUAUGCUAGUGCGAAUGACAAAGUAAAGACAACAGGCUACUGAUUAAAAAUAUGGAAGUGUACACAGGCUGGUUGACAUAUGAAAGACUGAAGCAAAGGCUUCAGCUAAUUAAAGCAAAGGGUUGCAAAUGAGAUGAGAUGCAUGUUGGAACAGACAGGCAAGAGAGAUAGUAUCUGCGUAGGCUUACUGCACAAGAACACUGUAAUAGCUAUCAGCUACGCUGAUGACUGUUAUGCAAAAUAUUCUCAAGCUUUUACCUUCAUUCAGCAGUGGUUGUUGACUCCAGUUGCCUUAAUUUUAACAUAAUAAACCUGGAUGGUAAUUGGCUGUGAAAUAUCUGUAAAGCUUCGUUCAAGUCAGUGAGUAACAGGGAGCUGCAGGAGGAGUGCAGCUGUGAUUGAGAAUGGCAGGGUUUCUUAAAGAAAACAAAAAUACGCAUACUGCUGAUGAAAGUUAAUCACUGUUUAAAUAAACUGCUGUAUAUAAUUUUAAAUGAUAGAUUUUUUUUUUCUUUGUAAUGUCGAAUGCACAUCUGGCUGCUAUGCUCUCACUCUGAAAUGGACCUUGCCAGGCACUCCAGAAAAGGGACAAUACGACUCUGUUGCUAAAUAUGUAAAUAAUAAACCAAGCUUAUAAGGGUGCA